AUGACGGCGCACGACGGGAAGAAGUACGUGUGCACGAUACCGCUCGGCGCGACCGGUGACGGCGAGGACGACGGCGAGGACGAUGGUGCGCUCGAGACGGCGCUGGGCGGGACGCGCGAAGACGCGGAGACGCCAAAGGCGACGCGGUUGGAGGACAUCGAACGCGCGCGCACGGUGGACGAACACCUGCGACCGCUCGAGGGACGAUGCUUUUAUUAUGGCAAUGGCGAUUGGUGGACGUACGAGCUGUGUUAUAAGACGCGAGUCGAACAGUUCCAUCGAGAGGGGACGACGAGGGUGAAUUCGUACUCGCUUGGAAAGUUUGACGAGGCGGCGACGAUGGAGUUGGGGAGCGAAAGAGCGGCGACGAUGGGCGAUGGUGCGGAAGCAGGCGUAGAUAGUGGGAAGUUGGCGCUGGAGAAUCAGCGCUAUCACGCGCACGCGUUCACAGAUGGGACGAAAUGUGAAGAUGUCGGCGCGGCGUACAGCGAGACGCGGCGCACGAGCGAGGUGCGCUUCGUGUGCGCCGAGGACGGUAGCGAAGGAUUGAGUGGAGUGGAAGAGCCGGCGACGUGUAGAUAUGUGUUGACUUUUAGAACGCCUCUGGCGUGCAAAGCGAAAGAUUUAAGGCCGAAGCGGCCGGACGUGGAACAAAUCACGUGCGCGCUCGUCGAGGACGACGCCGCCGACGAAACGGCGGCGCGCAACGGUGGAGAAAACCCCGAGCCCGCGACGAACGCCGCCGAGAGCGCCGGGGCUGACGCGCAAACGUCCACCGCGAGCGCGCAAUCGCGCGAAGAGCUUUAG
Molecule: messenger RNA, 807 nt
Organism: Ostreococcus lucimarinus CCE9901
Lineage: Eukaryota; Viridiplantae; Chlorophyta; Mamiellophyceae; Mamiellales; Bathycoccaceae
Exons: 1
Coding region: 1-807 (268 amino acids)
Biological process (GO): endoplasmic reticulum unfolded protein response; retrograde protein transport, ER to cytosol
Cellular component (GO): endoplasmic reticulum lumen
Source: RefSeq, a predicted model, not a curated record